Molecule: messenger RNA, 1560 nt
Organism: Microdochium trichocladiopsis
Lineage: Eukaryota; Fungi; Ascomycota; Sordariomycetes; Xylariales; Microdochiaceae
Product: putative sarcosine oxidase
Exons: 2
Coding region: 1-1560 (519 amino acids)
Molecular function (GO): flavin adenine dinucleotide binding; sarcosine oxidase activity
Source: RefSeq, a predicted model, not a curated record
AUGGCGGUCUCACCACGCAAGCAGAACAAGAUUGUCAUUGUCGGGGCAGGCAUCUUCGGCCUCUCCACGGCCCUCCACCUCGCCAAGCGCGGAUACACCGACGUCACCGUCCUCGACCGCCAGCCCUACCACAAGACCCUCUACUCGUACUUUGCCGGGUGCGACGGGGCGUCCGCCGACAUCAACAAGAUCAUCCGCUCCGCGUACGGCAGCCAGACCGACUACCAGGAGCUCACCUUCCGCGCGAUCGAGCAGUGGAAGGUAUGGAACGAGGAGCUCGCGUCCGGGCAAUGCGUCCCGCCAGGGAUGACGAGGGACGACAGGGUGUUUUACAACACGGGAUCGCUCUCCUUCAACGACACGCCGGAGCUGCCGGCCUGGGAAGUCGAGACCCUGACGGCCAUGGACGCGCAUGGACACGGACACACGCAGUUCGCCACGAGCGAUCCGGCACGGGUGGCGCAGGCGGAGCGCGCGGGGCUCAACAUUGAUCCGUUCAAGCUGAGGGAGAGAGGAAGGGCGAGUCGGGCUGUCGGCAUCCUCGACUCGAGCGGCGGCACGGCUGCGGCAGAUAAAGCCUGCCGCUUCGCACUGCACAAGGCGGGGAGUCUCGGCGUCAAGUUCAUCCUCGACCCCGUAGCGGGGUAUUUUGAGUCAUUAUGCUCCGAGGGCGACAAGACAGAUACCACUUCUCCUAGUGCGACGGGGAGGAUAGCAGACACGGUCGUCACGGGUGUCCGCACGCGCGACGGCAAAACACACCCGGCCGCGCUCGUGAUAAUGGCUUGUGGCGGCUGGACGCCCACUCUUGUCCCCUCACUUGACGGCCUGGCAGAGGCCACAGGAGGAUCCGUUGUGCUCAUCAAGAUCCCCCGAGACCGGCAGGAUCUCUGGGCCCGGUUCGCGCCCGAGCGGUUCCCGUCGUGGAUGUACAAGAUGCGCGAUGGCGCCGAGGGCGGUCUAUACGGGUUUCCCCGUGACGAUGAGGGAUACGUCAAGAUUGGGUAUCGCGGAACAAAGUACACGAAUCCUAUCGCGAGUCAGGGCAAUGGAGAUGAGCGAGACGAAGAGAGGAGCACACCGGUCACACGAUGGUCUUCGCCGUCGCUAUCGCCGUCGACAUCAGCCGACGACCAGAGCAGCCGGCUCACCCAGAUCCCCGCACAAGCCAUGCGCACGAUGCAGCGCUUUGUGCACGACUUCCUCCCCGAGCUGGAGCCGUUCGGCAUCGCGAUGACACGGAUGUGCUGGUACACCGACAGCUUCGACAACCACUUUGUCGUGGACCGCGUGCCGGCCACUAGGGGUCUGAUGGUUGCGACUGCGGGGAGCGGGCACGCGUUCAAGUACCUGCCGAUUCUUGGGGACUGGGUUGUCGACGUGGUGGAGGGAAAGAAGCAGAGAAGUGUUACUGAGUCGUGGAAGUGGCGCCGGCUUGGAGAGGGUGCCACCCCAUACAACGUGUUGAUGGAGGGUAGUGCUGGGCCGAGGGCGUUGAAGAAUGUAGACCUCUAUCCAGACGGGGAGGAUCGGGCAUUGCAUGCCAGAGCAAAGCUGUGA